AAAAAAAAAAAAAAAAAAAAAAAAAAAUUUAAAUAUAUAUUAAAAAAAUGGCCGCCGCAGAGAGCGGAGAGGAGAGACUUGAGGAGAAAAGCGAAGACCAAGAGCAGGCGGGGCAGAAGGAGAAACCCCCAAAACCGAAGAAGUUGAAGAAGGAGAAGGAAGGGGGGCGGGAUGAGGAGGGGCUGCAGCCUGCCCCGCCCCCUCCUCCUCCUCCUUCUCCUCCUCCCCCCCCAACCUCCUCCUCCUCCUCCUCCUCCUCCUCCUCCUCCACAGAGCAGCUGCAACCGCGGUCUUCCACGGAGGCUGGGAGAGCAGAGCCCUGCGAGUCUGCAGCGGGGGCUGCCAGCUCCAUCCCGGCCCCCCCAGAGCCUGCCGUCUCACCCAAACAGAGACGCUCCAUCAUCCGUGACCGUGGGCCCCUGUACGACGACCCCUCCCUGCCCCAGGGCUGGGCUCGCAAGCUGAAACAGCGCAAGUCCGGGAGGUCAGCCGGGAAAUACGACGUCUACCUGAUCAACCCGGAGGGGAAAGCCUUCCGUUCGAAAGUGGAGCUCAUCGCGUACUUCCAGAAAGUGGGGGACACCACCACGGACCCCAACGACUUCGACUUCACUGUCACGGGGCGCGGCAGCCCCUCCCGGCGCGACAAGAAGCCCCCCAAGAAACCCAAAGUGGUGAAAGCCUCGGGGAGGGGCCGGGGGCGGCCCAAGGGCAGCGGGAAGCUGCGGCUGGCCUCUGAGGGGGUGGCGGUGCAGCGUGUGGUGGAGAAGAGCCCUGGCAAGCUGCUGGUCAAAAUGCCUUUCGUUUCCCCGGCUUCCAAACCCCAAACCGGAGGGGCAUCCGUUAAAAAGAGACCCGGCAGGAAAAGGAAGCCGGAUCAGGAGCCGCAGGGGGGCGCCCCGAAGAAGAGGGGGCGCAAGCCAGUGGCGGUGGUGUCAGCAGCGGCGGCAGUUGGGGUGGGGGUGGCUGGGGGGUCAGGGAGUCAGGGGACGAUAUCCGUGGCCGCCAGCCUGGCCGCCGCGCAGGCGGUCGAAGCCAGGAAGAGGGCCCCGCUUGCGGGGAAGGUGCACGACACGGCGCUGCCUAUCAAGAAGCGCAAGACAAGGGAGACCGUGGAGGAGCCGGAGCCACCUCCUCCACUCCCGGCCGUCGCCACCGCUACGGCGGUGCUGGAGACAGGAGCCUCUCCGGGCAAGGUAGUGAAGGCGGCCAAGAGCUCCGGGAGGAAACACAAGGAAGGAGACGGCUGCAGCAGUGGGGGAUGGGGAAGUCCCCCAAAGGGGCACAAGAAGAAGGAGAAGCCCCAGCACAGGCAUCACCACAACCCCCACCACCACCACCACCAUCACCUCCCAACCGCCGCCACGCUCGCAGAGCAGCCGCAGGACUUGAGCGCCCCCAAACUGUGCCGGGAGGAGCAGCAGCCAAGAAAGGAGGCUGCCUCUCGAGGGGACAGCUGCCCCAGCAAGACUCAAACAGUCGCUGCUGUAGAAGCCAAAGGCAAACAGCAGCGGGCGGGGGUGAUCAUGGGAGGGGGGGCGGAGGGAGGGGAUGUGAAGGACAUUGUGCCCACGCCAGCCGUGCCGAGGCCCAACCGGGAGGAGACUGUGGAGUCCCGGACCCCCGUCAGCGAGCGAGUGAGCUGACUGCAAAACAAUCUGAUCAAAUAAGAAUACCGACGACGACGACGACGAUGACGAUAAUAAUGAAUAAUAAA
Polyodon spathula (Mississippi paddlefish) is the source of this 1717-nucleotide messenger RNA. It is a transcript of the gene mecp2, whose product is annotated as methyl CpG binding protein 2. The transcript has 3 exons. The record is from RefSeq and is a predicted model, not a curated record. Gene Ontology annotation, biological process: negative regulation of transcription by RNA polymerase II. NCBI's taxonomy places the organism in Eukaryota, Metazoa, Chordata, Actinopteri, Acipenseriformes, Polyodontidae. Bases 48 to 1646 code for a protein of 532 amino acids. Gene Ontology annotation, cellular component: nucleus; heterochromatin. Gene Ontology annotation, molecular function: chromatin binding; double-stranded methylated DNA binding; methyl-CpG binding.